AGAACUAUACACGAACUGUAUGGUUCUGAUUAAAAGGGAACGAACAAAGACCCUGGUAUUUCAGCCCUCGAAAAGAAGGGAUCUGUUCUUAUAUAACGACAAUGGUGUGUUGGCAGUCAAAAGGGUGAAGGAUUUCAGGACGGAUGAAAAUUGUCACUUUGUACAAACUGGCUCAAUAAGCAUUGGUCCAAAUCCAAAGAGAAUAUACACUUUCCAGUCCGCAGUAAACACUUCCAUGUACUUAGGGGUCAAUGAUGAUAUGACCUUUGGAUUAACCGAUAUCAAUAAAGCGUCAGACACAGAUUUUGAGAAGCGUUUGUGUGUUCGAAAACCGUAUGAAAGGUUUCUCAAGCCAAACAAAGAUACAGUGGUUCUGUAUAGCAGUGAUUCCGGUUUUGUGGUUGAGAAGGAUAAGGUGAUAACGGACCCUAACCCACUACACGGUUACUGCUAUUACUAUGAAGGCCAAGGACUUGUGCAAAUUGUUAUUAGAAACAAUGUGGUGUUUGUAGAUUCAGUUGAUUAUUAUCCAUUUUGAGACAAAUUGUAAGGGAGUUUACUUCUGACGGUAGUUUUGGUGCAUGCAGAUAAAGCAAGAGUGUGUUCAGAAUAGCAACAGCCAUGUAAAUGUAGGCGAAACGGUUGGAAAUAUGUAGUUUAUGUAUUUUAUACAGCUUUUUAAAAAAAAAUAUGUUAUCAUCUUUUCAAUAGAAAUGAUCAGGAGAGAGUAUUUGCUGAACUGUUGCUGUCUUUGUACAUACAUAUCCUCAUCUCAAAUUAUAUAUAAGUAUAUGUAAUUCAUAUACAUGUAAUUAUAAAUACUAGUAAUAUAGUAAUUUUAUAUUGAA
This is a messenger RNA of Saccostrea echinata, 848 nucleotides long. RefSeq lists its product as uncharacterized. The transcript is spliced from 4 exons. Bases 20 to 538 code for a protein of 172 amino acids. The record is from RefSeq and is a predicted model, not a curated record. NCBI's taxonomy places the organism in Eukaryota, Metazoa, Mollusca, Bivalvia, Ostreida, Ostreidae.